CAGGACCUUUAGCCGCUUGUGUAAGCGGGAAACCGGCUUUUCGCGGUAUAAUUUCACAAAUAAUUAACGUAUGGCCUUUAUUUUAUAAUUUCUUUGUGAAACGCGUGACGUAUGGUUUGAUUUUGAGCUGUUGUAGCCAAAAGUACAACAGUGACAAAGCUCGUAACAAGCCGUCCUGGCUGGAAUUUCUUCCCGACGGCCCUUAUGCUAACACUUUAGGCUAGCUUGUUGGACCCUCACGUUAGCUAACGAGACGUAGUUGAUAAUGCGUUAGAUGGAACAGAGAUUAUAUAGCACUGAGUGGAAAAAGACAAAGGGCUACCGUUUUUUUUGACACAAACACAUAAUCACAGCUGAAAUGAGUUUUUUCAACUUGGACCGUUUUCGUUUCGAGAAGAAAGCAGCCAACAAAGAAUCAGUUUGCGUCUCAAAAAGUCCGGAUUCUGAAAAGGAGAACAAACCAGCUCAAGUCAAAUCUCAUAAAUCCACCACAAAGUCCCACGCACGAGGAGUGGUUUUUGAAGAAGAAAUAUCUGUAGAUUUGGAGGAGGAUGAGUUUGUGGCUGAGUCAAACACAAAAGAUAGGAGCCCUUUGCAGAACCCAGCCAAUGACACAGAUGAUGAGGAAAUAGAUGAGAAAAUAAGCAAACUACUGGAAUUGUUUCCUCAGUUGUCUAGAACUGAUGCACUGGAGGUCACUGGAAGUACAAGUACCUUGGAAGGCGCUAUAGCUGUCUGCCUUGUCAGAUUUGGUGACAAAGCAGCACCAAGUGAAGGCAGGAAGAGAAAGCAGGACGAAUCUAGCUGUUCUCAGGACAGUGGUGAUGUUCACCAGAGUAAAAAAAGGAAAUCAUCUGUGGUGUCUGGUGAAGAAGAUGAUGAAGGGAGAGAACCAAGCUGGGAGAAGCAGGAGGUCAUGGUGAAAAGACUUCAGAAGAGGUUUCCCGACCAGGACAAGGAGGAGCUGAGGAUGGUGCUUCAGGAACAUGACUGGGAUGUGGAAGAAGCUCUGCAGGUUCUCCAGAUGUUCUCUGAGUCAGAUAACAGCGGUUGUAACUUAGUUAUUCCAAAAAAGCAAAAAUCAAAAGGCAAAGGGGUGUCAACCAUGGGCAACUCAGACAAAAACAUUGAAACAGAUGGGAACAGUACAGAUGAUACAGAUAAUAGUAGUUCCAAUUCUGAUUUAGAAGAAUCCAAACACAAAAGGAAACAAAAGUCAAUUAAAGAAUACAUGGAAUCAAAGGACACAACAUGUAAUGAUAAAAGUAUUGAAAAGACAGAUGGGACUAGUACAGAUGGUACAAAGGACAGUGAAGACGAGUCUGAUACAGAGUACGACAAAAGCUCCAAAAUAAAAGGGGGCAUUUACACUCUGGACCCAAGGCUGUUGUCUUCUUCGUCUUCUGCUAAGCGUACCUCUACCUAUGCCACCACGAUGCCUUCAUCUUCCUCCUCAGCCUCCCAGGCUGUGUCCAAAUUUUCUAGUGAUACUGGCAAUGCUAAAAAGCAGGCAGUGGAAAGAAAGAAAAAAGCGAGGGCCUCCAAUGAGGAUGUCACUUCUGAUGACGAAGAGGACAUCCUAACAAGCGACUAUGAGGAUUCAGAUGACGAGCUUGAGGGUGACGAUGAAAAGAUGGAUGUAAAAAAAGAGAUAGUUGCAUUUUUCCAGAAUGCUACAAUAGAUGAGCUUUCUCUGAUUGCUGGAUGCUCUGUGAAAAAGGCCCAGAGGAUAGUGGAGCUCCGACCCUAUGACAGCUGGGAAUCCCUGUGGGAUGUCUUUCAUAAAGGAAAUGGACUCUCUGAUGAUUUACUGCAUGGCUGCAGAGUCGUCCUCAAAGAGAGGAAGGUCAUCCUUGGACUCAUGUCCAAAUGUCAAACUAUUUCUUCAAAAAUGGUUAAGCAGGUCACUCAAGUGAUGGAGAGAGGAACUGGUUCCACAAAACAGCCUAGUUUACUCAAUAGCCAGCUGCAUCUUAAACCGUAUCAGCUGAUUGGUCUAAAGUGGCUCAUGCUUCUCAACGAGCACAAAUUGAGCGGGAUCCUCGCUGAUGAAAUGGGUUUGGGGAAAACCAUCCAGGCUAUAGCUUUUCUGGCUCAGCUGUAUGAAAAUGGAAUAGAAGGUCCUCAUCUCAUCACUGUGCCUUCCUCCACACUAGAUAAUUGGGUCAGAGAGCUGAGGCUGUGGUGUCCAGCUCUUCAAGUGCUUAUUUAUUAUGGAUCUGUGGAAGAGCGCCGCUACCUCAAACAUGACAUCCUCAACGGUGAUGUUGAUUUCAAUGUCAUUGUCACAACGUAUAACUUGGCAAUAGGAAAUGACAACGAUCGAAGCCUUUUUCGUAAGCUGCCUCUCAAGUAUGCCAUCUUUGAUGAGGGCCACAUGUUAAAGAACAUGAACAGUCUGCGCUACCGCCACCUAAUGUCCAUCAAUGCUGAGCAUCGCAUCUUGCUAACUGGAACUCCCUUACAGAACAACCUGUUAGAGCUGAUGUCUCUGUUGAAUUUCAUCAUGCCCACCAUGUUCUCCAGCUCCACCAUGCAGCUGUCCAAGAUGUUUUCCAUGAAAUCUCAUGAUGAGCAAAGCCGAUUUGAAAGGGAACGAAUUACUCAGGCCAAACUCAUCAUGAAACCCUUUAUCCUACGACGGGUCAAAACUGAGGUGCUCAAGCAGCUGCCAGCCAAAGAAGAGAAGAUUGAGUUUUGCUCAAUGAGUGAGAAACAGCAGACUCUCUAUGAGGCCCUCUUUAAAAAACUAAAGAAUACUACUAAUGGAGAGAAGCGUGAGCUGUGCAAUGUUAUGAUGCAAUUGAGGAAGAUGGCCAACCAUCCUCUUCUUCACAGACAGUACUACACCACAGAAAAGCUUCAGGCUAUGAGCCAACUUAUGCUCAAGGAGCCAACCCACCACGAUGCCGUCCCCGCUCUUAUCCAGGAAGACAUGGAAGUCAUGUCAGACUUUGAGCUCCAUCGUCUUUGUCAGCAAUACUCAUCCAUCAGCUCUUUCCAGCUUGACAACAGCCUUCUACUUGACUCAGGGAAGUUCCACCACCUAAAAGAGCUGCUGGUAUCCCUAAAAAAACAGGGAGACAGAGUGGUGUUAUUCAGUCAGUUUACCAUGAUGCUAGACAUCCUGGAAGUGUUCCUCAAACAUCAUCAUCAUCGCUAUGUCAGGCUGGAUGGAUCCACUCCCAUCGCUGACAGGAUUGUUUUGAUUGAUGAGUACAACACAGACCCUGACAUAUUCGUGUUCUUGUUAUCAACUCGUGCCGGAGGGCUGGGCAUCAACCUCACCUCUGCUAAUGUUGUCAUCCUGCAUGAUAUUGACUUCAACCCCUACAACGACAAACAGGCAGAGGACAGAUGCCACCGCGUCGGCCAGACCAGGACUGUACAGGUGAUAAAGCUGAUCAGUAAGGACAGCAUAGAGGACUGCAUCCUGCAGCUCGGUCACAAGAAGCUGAAGCUAGAACAAGACAUGACGACUGCUGACCAAGAUGGUGAAGGGACCAUACCUGAAGAUAUGGCAACUUUGCUCAAAGCCUCUCUGGGACUGUGAAACACAAACACAUCAACCUUGAAACUUGACUGAACUGAAAGGCUUAAGAUUUUUGGCAGUUUGAUGCAAACAAUAUGCUGCCAUUAAAUGAGCCCUGCAGCCUGGUAACUGUGCCUAAAACACCAUUUUUACCUGCAGUCUUUUCCAUGUUUUAACAGCCUUUUGAUUACAAAGCACUGUAUGCGUUACCUAUUUAAGCAAGCCAAGCAAAACUUGCAGUUCUUCAGUUUGACAUAAGCCCGUCAUUAUUCAUUCAAAAAAGGAGAUCAUUUUGCACCUUUUUUGACCAAAACUGUUAAAUAUUGAAACAUUAACUAAAAAUUACCAUCAGCUGUUAAGAUUCCCCCCCUUUUUUUCUGAGCGGUAAAUGCUUGAGCAAGCUGGAUGUUUUAAUAAGCUUUUUUAAGCAUGCUGCUCGUACUUUAAGUAUUUUCAGCCAGGAAACACUUAUGCUUUCACAAGGCAGCUGUCUGUGUACUGUAUUAGGGGCCAAUGUGUUGUAAGUGUACACUUGUUACUGUACAAAUCAUUUCCUAAACUGUUUGUGUGUGUCCAGGUUCGUGUUUGAACAUAUGAUACAUUUUCAAAUAAAUAUUUGUCCUUCUAUCGA
This is a messenger RNA of Cyprinodon tularosa, 4163 nucleotides long. RefSeq names its product SWI/SNF-related, matrix-associated actin-dependent regulator of chromatin, subfamily a, containing DEAD/H box 1 a (gene smarcad1a). Gene Ontology annotation, molecular function: chromatin binding; ATP binding; ATP-dependent chromatin remodeler activity. Bases 359 to 3553 code for a protein of 1064 amino acids. Lineage: Eukaryota; Metazoa; Chordata; Actinopteri; Cyprinodontiformes; Cyprinodontidae. The record is from RefSeq and is a predicted model, not a curated record. The transcript is spliced from 24 exons. Gene Ontology annotation, cellular component: nucleus.